Messenger RNA from Schistocerca gregaria, 3604 nucleotides. RefSeq lists its product as uncharacterized. Bases 1099 to 1665 code for a protein of 188 amino acids. The transcript is spliced from 2 exons. Lineage: Eukaryota; Metazoa; Arthropoda; Insecta; Orthoptera; Acrididae. The record is from RefSeq and is a predicted model, not a curated record.
GUUGUGUGAAGGAUUAGAAGGUGGGAGGUGGAAGGUAGUGACAGUAGCGGUGGAUUGAGUUGUCAUGAAUCUCAAUCAUUCAUUGUUUUUUUUGCGGGAAAACUGAAGUGUUGUGGUCUGGCUAAAGUUCUGUUGCUGGAAUUGGAAAAAUCUUUUGCCAAAUUUAUGGUUAUCGGUGGAACAUGUUAAAUUAUCCAAGAAGAUUUGAAAAGUCAAAUGGUUUUCCCGGCGAAAUUAGAUUUCAACAUUAAACGAUUCCAAACACUUGGAAACAUAUUUAUAUAAACAGUGCUGCGUUGUCUGCAAAUGAAUCUCUGCAUUCGCUGGCUCUCGUAAUUUCGAAGGUAAAGACGCGAAAUAGACACCACUGGACGAAGUGGAAAAUGCGUUACGCCUUCCAAUAGCAGGAGCAUUUGUUCCAAGAAACGUGCCCAGUUUGAAACAGAGAACUGGUGACUUUCAUCAGGCAUGAAUCGUACGACCUCAGGUAUGUUCCACCAUAAAAAAGCAACUAAAAUAUACAGGCUGGAAAAUUAUUUGUUUGAAUAGAAGUAAGAGAUGGUUCCUUAAGAAGGCUCGUACCAGAUUCUCUCUCCUCGUCAUUGUCAGAUGUAAACUACCUUAAUUUCUCAUUUUUAAAGUGGUGGCGAAUAAAAUUAAAAAUCGACCCAAGAUAAAUGAUCAUAUUGUUGCUCUUAACAAGUAUGAUUGAUUGCAACAUUUUUAUGUGAAUGCAAUUAUCUGUAUUGUACUUUCGGAUACACACGUACUUGAGGUACCCAUAAUUUUAGGUGCAAAGUGGUCGAAUAAGCCAGGCCAUAAUAAUUAAUUGUUGAUAUAUUCUGGCAAUUUCAAAGUACGCAGCACUAUUGGAAAAAAUGUCAAGUGAUUCUAAAGAAAACCACCUCCAUGUAGGGGAGACGACACAGUGCCAUGGUCACCCUGAGGAGAUUCCUUGUACAACAAAUGGUGGUAGUGAAGAUGUCAGUGCCAUCACUGCCUCAGAAGAGCCAGACAAGUUUGCACAUAUUGAACCCAGCCGAGAUGAUAAAAAACAGAGUAAUUUAGCACAAGAUUUUGAACAAAAUGUUCCAUUAAAUGUCUCCUGUAAUAAAUUUUCACCCCCAGUGGAAAAUUCAAAUGUCUCUAAAAUCGCAGAAACUAGUUUUCCACAUGACUGGGAUGAAACUGCAACAGAACAGUUGGUUGACAGCAUAUUAUUGGAAGCAGUGGGUGUGCCAUCUCCCGUGUCACCACUGUCAAGCCAUGACAAUGACGACGGCCUUUGAACAUUCGGUUAUGGAAUUUGAAUCAUACGGGUUUCUCACUGCUGGCACAACAAGAAUCUUUGUUUCAUUUUCUAUCAAAUUAAAGCACCCGAAACUAGUAACGGAAAUUCUGCAUUACUAUGGAGUGGCCUAUCAUCAAUGUGUUUCUAAUAAAGAAAGAAAGAAAGAAAGAAAGAAAGAGAGAGAGAGAGAGAGAGAGAGAGAGAGAGAGAACUUUAGAGAUACAGAGAUACUACACCCCGUUAAAUACCUAACAGAAAGCUGCAUUAUAUCACCAUGUGUUGGACUCAACAAUGUGUCUGAUGAAAAAGAAGAACAGAUGUUGAAAGGGUACUCAAAGUUUCAUAGUCUUUUAGAUUUACUUCUACAUGAAUAAAUAUAAGAUACAGAAAUAAGUGUACAUUGUCAGUCCUCUGCUUAGCUCACAGUGACAGUAUGAAAGUAUUUUUUUUCCCCACUGAAUAUUUGUAAAACAAACAUUUCUCCAUUAGUUAAUGCUUGUAUCUAAAAAGAAAAAAAACAAUAUUGGUUUUCAUGUUCCUUAUGUAGUUUCCCACAUCUCCUUCUACUCAUGUUUGAGCAGUUUAAGAACUUAUUGUCCUCCCAUUCCCAGUUCAUAUUUUUGUUGCUAAUUUUAAAGAUUAAAAAAAUUCAAUCCCAUAUGUAACGUUGACUUCUGAAUCCAGACUGAAAUAUGUCAACAUAGGAAACAUUUGCUUUAUUGUUCAGCUUUUUAUAUAUGUAUUUUUGACAAAAAUGUGGUACUGUUUGAAUGUUUACCUCAACCAAAGAAUUGCACAAAUGUGCUGCUCAGAUUGAUGGUGUGAUUACCAGAUCAGUUUACUAAUUUCCCUAACAUUCAUAGUUAGAAAUAAUAUUCCAUGAUUUCAAUAAACAAGACCACUGCAACUGUUAGAAUUUUUUGUUGGAGAACAUUAUCAGUUUUACAAAUUAAAUUUGUAUCUUCAGGUGAUUCAAGUCAAGAGAUUAAAGUUGCUAUUUAAACCAGAUAGAGCCAUCCCCGACAUUUAUGUCCAAGUAUUUAAAACUUCUGACUCACAAAUACGGGUGCAUUUAUGAAAAAAUGUAUUGGGAACUAAGGCCAUCCCCAACCUCCACUGUAGACAGCCUGGGGAGGAAGCGUUGCUGUUGGCAGUGCGAAAUAACUGCUAUCUGUCUGUCCUCCAAUAAAGAAUUCUAACAAUUGCAGUGGUCUUAUUUAUUCAAAUCAUGGAAUAUUUUGGCUGUGGUUGCCCUAUGUAUAAAAUAGUGUAUUAGAAAUAAUAGUUGUAUAGUACAGUAUCAGUAAACUUGAAUACACUUUGAAAGAUUAAGUGUAAUAGGGACCACAGUGAUCUUUUCUGGGUGAUUUUACUUAUACCAGUUUGUGAACUUUAUGAAUUUUGUUAAGAUAAAAUAUAUCUGUUAAGUAACAGUGGUACUAAAUAUUUUGCACAAGAUGUAAAAUGAGUUAUGGAAUAUUAUUUCAAAGCAUUAAUUUUCUAUUGGAGAAUAUACUGACUACAAGGCAUAAUUUUUUAAGUUAAUAUGGAAAAACUACAAAAAAUUAUUGCAAUGUUGACAUAAUUCAGAAUUGACUAUUCAGAGAACUGAAGAUAGUAUUAAUUUUCACUGUGUAAGGUGACAAAAUAGCAUCAAACCCAGGAAACAAAGCAAGCAGAAAUUUACUGGCACCAGAAUAUGAUCUAGACAUGUUGUACUAAUUCUGAAUGUAAUUAUAACAAUUUGAUGAACACAACAAUAUAAUAUACAUUGGUGUCCAUGAAUGCCACUUCAGUUGCUUAAUGUUAUGGAAUUUAAGCAGCCACGAAGCUGAAGACUAGAAAAAUUGUCUUGUGUCAGACUGAGUGGAUGACAGAAUUUGUGGUAAAUGAUAACGAUUUACAUUAAAAAGCCAUCACUAUACAAUAUUAAUCAGAAUAAUAUUUUCCCAAUUUAGAUCUAUGCUGUGCCAUAUAUUGAUAAUUUGUUGUAACUCCAAUGGUAUCCUAAAAACUAAUGUGUUCUACUUCUGGCGGUAAGUAGUGCAAUGAUUAGACAUUUUGAAUCAACUACAGGGGAUUUUGCAUAGUGCUGGCACUGUGUUUCUAUUUUGCAGCUAACUUCCCAAAAGCAAAUAAGUACAGUUUCAGUUAAUAAUUUCUUAAAGCCAAUAUUCUCAAAAGCCAUUAAUCUGAUGAUUAUUGUUCUUUUUUUCCUUUUGAUAUGGUGUUAUAAUGAGUGUUAUAUCUGUUUGUGCAUAUCAGUGAGCAUACUGAUUAUGGAGUCACUUGCCACACCCUUCUCCCUCCCCU